AUGGAAUCUUUGCCAAUCCACCUACGACCUGGUACCGACGAGCCGAUUGAAUGCUGGGAUGAUGACGACGACUUGCAGUUCAGCGAAGAUAUUCACUUUCGCACCGCAUCUAGCGCGGGGUCCCUAACAAACUCGUCGUUUCGGCCCUCUGGGCACCGAGAUUCUAUCUCCUCUCGUCGCUCUGCUCGCUCAGAUAUUGACUCUAAUGCGGGUGACGAAGACUGGCAAGUUCCACUCUAUGACAAUGACGAAUUUGCAAAAGAGGAUGCUAUUGCCUCGGCCAAGACUGCGGGCAUUCCCAUUCCCCCAGAUAUCCCCAAGUCAGCCCUUAUUGGGGGUACGAUCAAGCGAUUGUCAACUCGAAAGACCAAGCAAACUUUUGUUGACGACUGGUCAGAAGAUGUUGAGCUUCCGGGCCCCGAAACCCUAUUGCAGCUCAAAACUCCUCAGGAAACAUGGUUUCCCGACACGCUGCGACAUUUGAGCUCCACUGCUACCAGUCCAGUGAAAUCCACGGCCUCGCCAUCUUGGGAUGAGGAAUUCUCGACGCGUUUUCAAUCUACCUUGGGACCAUUUGACACCUUCCAAGAUGACAAUGGUAGUCUGGAAGCUCGAGACAUCCCGACCCUCAAAGCCCUUCGAUCUCCGAAGAAAUUGAACAUUGGCGAUGGUCUCAAUAUUGAACAGGAAGCAGACGACGACUUUAACCAGGAUUUUGAACUUCCCGCCAAUCAUCAGCCUCUCGAAUUAUCUCAUCGAAAAGCGAAUUUCUACGUUUCUAGUCCUUCUUUGGAGGACUUCGAUCUUGAGUGGUCUGAAGGAAGUAUUGGUGUACGAGUUGGUGGUACCGUAAGAGAUGGUCGUUCAGUUCCCAGUUCUUCUAUCUCCAUCGCCAGCCCCAGCGUUUCAAGUUGCCUCACGGCGGAAAGUGAAGACGAUGGCCUUGAGGGGCUCAUCAUUCCCGAAGGCCCGCUUGAUUUCAGUGCUUCUCUACAAAAGCGACAGACUGCGCAAGCUGAGAAUGUUGAAGUGCAAGGAAGUCAGGCGGAUCAUUUACCUUCCGAUUCCGACGACUUCUUUUCUGGUAUUGAUAUCGACAAUGAGAAGGCUUUCUCCUUUGGAAAGCCCGCUCUAAAUCCUAACAUAAAGUGCAAGACAGAACGGCCAUCCAGCCCGACUCGUCGAUCUGCAACAACACUCACAUUCACCAGUGCGACAGGAUCUCCACGAACUCGCAUCCCACGCUUGUCCGGUCAUGAUCGAACCCAUUCGACCCACCUUGAGACCGUGUCAGAAAGUGGUGCACCUCUUUCCAAAUUUCGAACGUCACAAUCGCGUUUGGGGCAUUCAUCUCAAGCGUCCACUUCAAGUCUUCCAGCCCCUAGCGCUAAUCCGACAUCGCCGACUCCCACACUCUCUAGUCGACGGCUUCUCGGGUCUCGCAAUUCUCGAGACAUCACCCAAACCGGUGAGGGCAACCCUUCAGCUAGGCGCCUCAAGACCAAGCGAUCCCUGCCAUCGAUUCGUGGCUUAGGCUCUGCUAGUUCAAUGACCACUUCCCAGCGACCACCGGUCGAUCGCUCAGUUCGCCUUCCCUCUGGCAGACCUAAAACACCGGUGGAUCCCUCCGCAACUGAUGUGAGGUCGCUGGGUCGUAGGCCACAAGUGCCAUUUAUGCCGGCUGGUGUAUCGGAAUCUCAAUCACACCAUGCUAGUGUGAAGGGGUAUCGCUCAUCACGUCGCACAAAUUCAGAUAGCUCUGGUGGUCUUCUUAGUCCGCAGGGCACGGUUUCCCGACUCUCCCGACCAACUCGCAAUGAGCCGUUCCGUGGUGGGUUCGGCGACACAAGCGCCGACUCUCUCGGUUCUACAAAGCGCACAAUCACACGACCCGCUAAACGACGCAACUUUGGGGAUGGGACCGAGUUGGAGUCCUUUGAUGAUCUUUCUACAUCGGUGCUGGCAGAGAGCAAGUUCGUCAAAACCCCCACCGGUCGAGGUGCUCCAAGGUCCAUCCGCGCCAAGCUCAGCCAGAGUCAGAUUGAUGCCCAUGAAUCUCCCUAUCCAUCUUCAACGUCCUUAUCCACCUCCAAGUUACGCAGUCCAACCCCUAGAUUUGCACGAGAUACAAAUGCCUCCAGAAAUGCAAGGGAACAACGCAUUGCGUCCAUGGUCAUGAAUUCAAAAAACCGUGAAUCGAAUCCACUUUCGACCUUGAACUCAAACUGGAAAGCCCAACCUACCUCAAGGAUGCCCCCGGCCUCUGCAACCGUCAGAAGUCGGAAAGGUAAAUCAAAUGUUAAAUCAACGUCCAAGCCGCACUUGAUCAAGCCCAUGGGGUCUGGGGUGCAGGAUGCCAAAUCUGUGAGAGGUAUGCGUUAUAACCCUAUCAAUUUUCGGUGGGAAGGCAACGAAAAUCUGGUUCAGGAAUUUGAUGUCACUUCCAAAUCCCCCAAACCUGCCCCAGCUCUUAUCGCCAAUGUUGGAGCACAGAAUGUCCAGACUGUUGGUGGAAUGGUGUUUGAUCCACAUCGCAUGUGUUGGCUCAAGGCAUCUGACGGUGCAGACGAGGAUGUGUUUGCCGGUCUGGAUGACUUGGAUGAAACACUCACAGGUAGGGCGUUUGAGCAAUACCCGGCCAGUGCGGGUGAAUCCUCUGACGAAGGACCUAUGACGGAGGAAUUUGAUGUCGGUCCAGAAUUCAUUCGACGACAGCGGGCUGAGGAAGAUAAGUGGAGACGCAAGGUUGACAAAUGGAUGUUCGAUCGAGGUGAAUCUCAGCAUUGGAUCAUCCGCGAUUUGGCCGGGGAUGAAUGUAUAUGA
Molecule: messenger RNA, 2823 nt
Organism: Penicillium coprophilum
Lineage: Eukaryota; Fungi; Ascomycota; Eurotiomycetes; Eurotiales; Aspergillaceae
Product: putative cytokinesis regulator (Byr4)
Exons: 2
Coding region: 1-2823 (940 amino acids)
Biological process (GO): regulation of Ras protein signal transduction; mitotic spindle orientation checkpoint signaling
Cellular component (GO): mitotic spindle pole body; SIN/MEN two-component GAP complex
Molecular function (GO): GTPase activator activity
Source: RefSeq, a predicted model, not a curated record